This is a messenger RNA of Paramacrobiotus metropolitanus, 2775 nucleotides long. RefSeq names its product sulfhydryl oxidase 1-like. NCBI's taxonomy places the organism in Eukaryota, Metazoa, Tardigrada, Eutardigrada, Parachela, Macrobiotidae. The coding region runs from base 459 to 2441 and encodes 660 amino acids. Gene Ontology annotation, molecular function: flavin-dependent sulfhydryl oxidase activity; protein disulfide isomerase activity. The record is from RefSeq and is a predicted model, not a curated record. The transcript has 4 exons. Gene Ontology annotation, cellular component: Golgi membrane. Gene Ontology annotation, biological process: protein folding.
AAAAUAAUUCGUUGUCAUCACUUUCCUGGUCUCGCCACUUCAGUAAAACGCAAGUUUUAAACUGCAGUCUGCAAGUACGAAGUUCUCCUUAAUUUUCUCUGGAUGCUCAACAGUUUAUUAAUUUUACUGUUUAUUUUAUGUAUUAUUUAUACUGAAUGGUAUUUGUAUAUAGGGAAAAAGUUCCUGUUAGUGGAUUAUCAGCACACGCUGCCACACCGCUUGAUUGUAGAGCAUCUGUCUGUCGUUCACGAUCUUAGCGUUUACGGUUUGCUGCGGUUUUUUGAGCUGGCGGCUGGCGAAAUCUCCAUUUAUAUUGUACCACCGACAUGUCGAAAUCUGUAUGAGGGUGUGAGUGAGACUCCGGGGUUUGUCGAGCGGAGCAUGUAGCCAGAAGCAGCUCGUGAGUCGUGACGGAGCAUCGCAGGAGAUCUCCUCGACAGACUGCAGCAGUCAGCAGAAUGGCGCUGCUGCUCGCAGUCCUCUGCCUGGCCCUCCCCCUAACCCACGCCGCCCCCGUGGUGGACCAGCCCCCGCCGUCCUUAUACAACCAGACCACGGACGUCGGCAUCGCCGUCCUCACCGCCGCCUCCUUCAACCAGACCCUCUUCCCCCCGGACGCCGAGGGGGCCGCCCCCGCCACGGGCCCCCUCAUCUGGUUCGUGCAGUUCUACAACUCGUGGUGCGGCCACUGCCAGCGCUUCGCCCCCACCUUCAAGUCCCUGGCCAACCACACCCUGGCCUGGACGCGCCACCUCCGCCUGGCGGUGAUGGACUGCGCCCUGCGCGACCACGCCCCCCUCUGCAACCACUACAACGUGCAGUCCUUCCCCACCAUGCACUUCCUGCCGCCCCACACCCCCCGGGAUGGACCGCCCCGGGGGGAGGCCUACGUGGGGCCGCACACGGAGGCCGGGACGUACCACGGGAUCCUGGACUACGUGGAGAAGACGGGCUUCCCGGCGGAGUGCGCGGCACUGCCCCCGGGGGCGCUGGACGCCCAGUGGGAGGGUGUGAAGGAGACGCAGAUGGCGCUGGUGGUGGAGGCGGCCGGGGAGGACCAGGGGAAGGACGUGGUGUUGAGUGUGCUGGGGCAGACGCCGCAGUUGGCGGUGAGGCGGGCCACGAGCGUCAACGCCGCGCUGGUCGCGUCUCUGGACAGCGGGCAGAGCGCCAACGGGCUGUGGUUUAUCAGCAAAAGCGGCGAGAAAAAGAAACACCAAUUUGCCGUAAAAGACCCGAAAGUGCACGACUACGUCGCGGCCAUCUUCGCGGAAGACGACCGGCUGGCCGCCAGCCAGAACCUGCCGGCCUUAGCCCGCACCCCCGUCCCCUACGCCCAGGCCACCGCCCGCCCUACGCCGGCAGGUACCACCUCCAAAGACGCCCCGGCCAAACCGCAUAUCGCGGCGCCGUUGCGUCCGUUGAACAUGACGGACCUGCACUCGGCCCUGGUCUACCUCUUCUCCAUGGAGAUCAACUCGCACAGCCACAUCGCCGGCGCCGAUCUGGCGGCGCUGCACCUCUUCACCGGCCUCCUCGACGACCUCAUCCCCUUCCCCUCGCCCGUCUACAACGCCGUCCAGAAACUCAGGCAGACCCUGCAGUCCACGGACCAAACGGAAGCCGCCAGUAUUAUUAAUUUAUUAAAGGAGACCGGUCUGGAUGUGGAGCACGCGCCGUUGCAGUGGGCCAACUGUCAAGGCUCGCAAUCAGGCAAACGCGGGUAUCCCUGCGCCUUAUGGCAGCUCUUUCACACGUUAACGCUGCGCUAUUACGAGAAGAACCGGGAGAACGCCGAGGCCAACGCCCUGGCGAAGGAAUCGGGCGUGUUACGGGGAAUCUUCGGGCUGGUGGGGCGCUUCUUCUCCUGCAGCGAGUGCCGCGACAACUUCAUGCGCGAGGCCAACGCCCUGUCGUCCCAGACGGAAGUGCUCUCGCCGCGCAACGCCGUGUUGUGGUUGUGGCGGGUGCACAACGGCGUCAACAAGCGGUUGGCCGGGGAUGUCACCGAGGACGACAACUAUCCCAAACAGCAGUUCCCGCCGGCCACGCUGUGCCCGGGCUGUCGGGACGCCGACGGGCAGUGGCGCGAAGAUGAAGUCCUGCAGUUCCUGCGCGCCUUCUACGCCGUCCACGGCAACGCGGAGGCGCAGGCGAGCGGGACGAGCGCGGCGGUGUUGGUGCGCGUGCCGCGUCACCGGCAGGCGGUGCUGGCGGAGAUGGAGCGCGCGCGGACCGCGGACGAGUCAUCCUCCGCGGCGGCGUCCUCGUGGCCGCCGCGGCUGCAGCGCGCCGCCUUGGUGGCGCUGGUGCUGAUGGUGGCGUUGGGUGUUGUAGGCUACCGGCAGCUGACUAGUUGGCGGCGACGCGGUCGCGCGCUCGGACUGUCCUGGCCGGAUUUCAGCGGCGGCCGCUCCGCCGCCCGCGUCAAGUGGAUGUGAUACGCCGUCUCCUUCUCCUCAGGUUCUGAUUAACUUUUUAUUCCUGUUUGGCUUUUUAUACUCGCUGUGUUAGAACGGUUCUUCCAAACGUGUUUUAUUCCUGGUCUCCACUCGUUGUUGGCAUUGUGAGUCCAGUUACUUACUGUAAUGUGACAUCUGUUUUAUUUUUGACCCGGAAUGACCCAGCUUUGAUGGCAUUCUGAAUUUGAAUGACUGUGCUUUUUUAUAUAUGAGCAGUGGAAGUUGUUGUCAAGAUGAUGAGGAAAACAACUCGGUUUUCCGCCGCUUUUUCCAACUGAUAAUAAACUUUGCUGCUGUGCGGCUCUGCAGUCUG